Molecule: messenger RNA, 3350 nt
Organism: Conger conger (European conger)
Lineage: Eukaryota; Metazoa; Chordata; Actinopteri; Anguilliformes; Congridae
Gene: eri1
Product: exoribonuclease 1
Exons: 7
Coding region: 324-1343 (339 amino acids)
Biological process (GO): exonucleolytic trimming to generate mature 3'-end of 5.8S rRNA from tricistronic rRNA transcript (SSU-rRNA, 5.8S rRNA, LSU-rRNA)
Cellular component (GO): nucleolus; cytoplasm
Molecular function (GO): nucleic acid binding; 3'-5'-RNA exonuclease activity
Source: RefSeq, a predicted model, not a curated record
UUGACAGUUUAAAUGAUGCUACCACACGUUAGCGCGCUAGUUGGGAAAACGAUAAGAACGAGAAUUAUAUUUUAGAUUUAAUAAAUAUUUAAACUGUGUUUUAAACAUGUUAAAUUGCAGAGACAAGUCGUACACGUAAAUGGCAGAAUUUAGAAGCUGAGAGGCGCUAAUAAGGAGACUUUGUAAAGCAGCGCCAAGUUAGCUGGUUUGGCGGGAAGAACGAGUGAACCAGUGUGCAGAAAUAAAUACGAUUCUGUUUGGCUCGUCAGCAGCAAAACUGAAAUCACGUAACAAGUCGUUAUUGCGCUUUCUCGAAGAGUAUUAUGGAAGACCAAAAGGAAAAUAUAUUUGACAUGGAUGAAAAUGUUAAAGUGUCUCAUGGCCCAGAGGAAGACAGUGAUUGUCAUACCAAACCUUGCGAGCAGAAAGAACCCGUGGAAGCUCCUGUGCCUUCCAGUAAAGGCGAGUUCAGUGACCCCGUGUAUAAGGAGAUUGCCGCUGCCAACGGUCACAUCAACCGCAUGAAUAAAGAUGAACUGCGGGCAAAACUAGCAGAGUUGAAGCUUGAUACUAGGGGGGUGAAGGACGUGCUGAGGAAGAGGCUGAAGAGCCACUAUAAGAGGCAGAAGCUGAUGCAGAAUGCCGCGGGGGGCGGCCCCACCGACACCUACUAUGACUACAUCUGCGUGGUGGACUUCGAGGCCACGUGCGAGGAAAACAACCCGCCCGACUUCAUGCACGAGAUCAUCGAGUUCCCCAUGGUGCUGGUCAACACGCACACGCUGGAGAUCGAUGACACGUUUCAGGCGUAUGUGAAACCAGAGAAGAACUCGCAGCUUUCAGAUUUCUGCGUGCAGCUGACGGGAAUCACGCAGGAGACGGUCGAUAAAGCGGAAGGCUUCUCCAGUGUUCUGCAGAGGGCUGUCACCUGGUUGCAGGAGAAGGAACUGGGAACCAAGUACAAAUACGCUGUUCUGACCGAUGGCUCUUGGGACAUGAGCAAGUUCCUGAACAUCCAGUGCCGCGUCAGCGGGAUACGCUAUCCCCAGUUUGCCAAAAAGUGGAUCAACAUCAGGAAGUCCUACGGGAACUUCUACAAGGUUCCCCGGACCCACACCAAGCUGAGCAGCAUGCUGGAGAAGCUGGGCCUGCAGUACGACGGCCGGCCCCACUGCGGCCUGGACGACUCGCGCAACAUCGCCCGCAUCGCCCUGCGCAUGCUGCAGGACGGCUGCCUGCUGCGCGUCAACGAGCGCAUCCACGCCGGACAGCUACUGAGCGUGCCCAGCUCCGCCCCCGUGGAGGGGGCCCCGCCCCCACACAACCCGCGCUGCAGGAACUAGCCCAGCCCUCUACCCAAAACCCUGCCCCCACACAACCCGCUCUGCAGGAACUAGCCCCGCCCUCUAACCAAAAUCCCGCCCCUACACAACCCGCGCUGCAGGAACUAGCCCCGCCCUCGAACCAAAACCCCACCUCACACACAACCCGCGCUGCAGGAACUAGCCCCGCCCUCUAACCAAAACCCCACCUCACACAUAAUGCGCGCUGCAGGAACUAGCCCCGCCCUCUAACCAAAACCCCACCUCACACAUAAUGCGCGCUGCAGGAACUAGCCCCGCCCUCUAACCAAAACCCCACCUCACACAUAAUGCGCGCUGCAGGAACUAGCCCCGCCCUCUAACCAAAACCCCACCUCACACAUAACGCGCAGUGCAAGGGCUAACCCAGUCCUACUACUCAAACAGCCCCCAACAACGUAUAAGCUAGCCCCUGCCCCCCCACUAGCCAAAACCCCACCUCCUACAUAGCCCUCAGUGCAAGGGCUAACCCAGUCCUACGACUCAAUCCCCAGCCCACAAACAGGUCAUGAUUGGAACUAGCCCCUCCCACUGCUUAAGCCCCGCACCCAACACACAUACUGUACAGGUCACAAUCAGGGAGAUCUGCCACAGGGCCUUAAAACAAGAAAGGGUGAUAGUCAUCGUCCUGUAAUUGUCCUCUCUGCAUAGCUUGCACUUAACAUUGCAUUUCCAUCCACUUUUGGUAUAGCAGUGACCUUUGCUCUUUGUAUUUUGGUUCUGUAUUGUGCCCGUGUUUGUACAGAGCUCUGUAUCUGUGUACUGGAGUGGGCCCACACGGGAGAUGACCUCCUUGACUGCAGUGCACACACACAAUGUACCACAGCACUGUGAUAAUGAGUGACAGCUUCACUGGCUGGCUCACAUGCUGAUGUACCACAGCCUCUUUUCACCGCCCCCUUCCAGACCUGGGUUAAAUAGGACAUUAAUUUGGAUUGUGUGUGUAUUGGAGCCGAUGAAAUUCUCUCCUAUGAAACCUCGCCUUCUGGUCCUCUCGGUUCUCUCCAUUGCACCAGGCAAGAUAAAUUGAGCUCUGAAAAGUAUUUGAAUCCAAAAUACUAUUUGACCCAGAUCUGUCCCCUUCCAUUCCUCCUCUUUACUUUUGGCCAACGUGGAUAAUGUGCCAUAUUUCUGUGCUGCGGGUUUACUUUUAAUUGCACAAUUUUUAUUUGGCUGUUUUUGUCUUUUUCAUUGUUUUACUAAAAUUUUUCUUGAUUCCACUAGCCUCGUUGUACCUCUGAGCAGCCCAGAACUAGAACUCCUCUCUGUCCGCCCAUGAAAGACCUUUCAAUUGUGAGGCCACUGGCUUCUGUCUCUACAAUGUUUUUUUGAAAACAUUCUGGAAUGGUAAAUGGCACCAACCAGCUCGUCUGGAGCAUUUGGGGGUUUGGUGUCUUGCUCAGGGACACUUCGACACAGCCCAGGCGGGGGAUCGAACCGGUAACCCUCCGACUACCAGACGACUGCUCUUACUGCCUGAGCCAUGUCGGCCCUGUGCGAAUGGCAGGUGCGUCUGUAUGGAUUGGCUGUUCUGGAUUCAGGAUCAGGUGUCUGGGGUAAUUUGCUUCAGCACACAAUUGGGCAGAUUGUUUGGGUGUCUGGGAAACUGGCCACGUGCCACAAGGUUGUGAACAUGACCCUACAAUGCUUUUUUCCCCUCGUGUUUGUACGCUCUCCACAGAAUGUCUGUCCAAUAUCGAUGCCACUCUAUUACGUUUCCAUCCCCCUGAGUUUGAUGCUCUUUCAGUAUUUAUUUUGAAUAAAUUGAGUUGUUGACUAGGAAUAAAUGGAUGAGUUGUUUAAUACAUUUUCUGAUUGUUAAAUGAUGCAGUUGAUUUAAGCGCUCAGCUUCAAUAGCGGUUUGUAUGAUAUUCAUUUGGGCAAAUGAACAAAUGGGAAUUAUGAGCAAUUUUUCUGUGAGAUUUGUUCUUUCUUUUUUCUUUUUUUUAAGCCAAUAAACCGCAAAAAAAUAAACUUUAAAAAAAAAAA